This is a messenger RNA of Boleophthalmus pectinirostris (great blue-spotted mudskipper), 1155 nucleotides long. Its product is annotated as olfactory receptor 2A12-like. Bases 1 to 1155 code for a protein of 384 amino acids. NCBI's taxonomy places the organism in Eukaryota, Metazoa, Chordata, Actinopteri, Gobiiformes, Gobiidae. Gene Ontology annotation, biological process: G protein-coupled receptor signaling pathway. The record is from RefSeq and is a predicted model, not a curated record. The transcript has 3 exons. Gene Ontology annotation, molecular function: G protein-coupled receptor activity; olfactory receptor activity. Gene Ontology annotation, cellular component: membrane.
AUGGCAUCAGGCUACAUGAGAAGGAGGAAGCAGAGCUUCACCAACACUGUUUACAGUGCAAGUGGAGAGCUGCUGACCGUGACUGGGGAGUGGAAGGAACACUUUGAGGAUCUCCUCAAUCCCACCAUUAUGUCUUCUGAGGAGGAAGAGGACUUGGAGGCAGAUUCAACCAUCACCCUGUCUGAGUCACUGAGGUGGUUGUCAAGUUCCUCAGUGAUGCAGAACCUCUCCUCUGUGGGGCCGUGGCUGCAGGUGGAGGGCUUCCUUCUCUCUGGAGGCUGGUCCCUCGUGGCGCUGGUCUGCUUCCUGCUGCUGUUCCUUGUGGGGCUGAUGGCCAACGGUAGUAUUGCUAUGGCGAUAGCACGUGACCGAGCGCUGCACACACCCAUGUACCUGCUGUUUGUCCAACUUACCUUAAGCGACGUCAUGCUGAAUUUGGCAGUCAUGCCGCAGGUGCUGGUGGACCUGCUGCGCCCGCCAAAUCACCGGGUGGUGCACCUGUCGAUGUGCAUCCUGCAGGCAUUCCUGUUGCACUUCGGCAGUAUAUUGUCAUACACGAUCCUUAUGACCAUGGCGUUUGACCGUUACAUGGCGAUCUGUAACCCGCUUCGGUACACCACCAUCAUGAGCGGCCGCAUGUUAGUGCUGCUAACGGUUUUAGCAUGGGGCGGGGCUUUGCUGCUGGUGAGCAUCCUUAUUGGUCCAACGCUGCUCCUCAGUCGAUGUCGCUCAAUAAUCAAUGGGUUAUACUGUACGAACGCAUCCCUGUUCAAACUGUCAUGCGAAAACACUUUUCUCCAGAAUGUCUUGGGUCUGGUCAUCACUGCUGUGCUGCUCGGCGGCUCCAUCUGCAUCAUGCUCUUCACCUACCUCAGGAUCACUGUGGUCUGUGUGGGAAACCAGAGCUCCAAGCUGAACAAAAAAGCCCUACAGACCUGCUCCACACACCUGCUGGUGUUUUUACUGCUGCUGAUCUCUAGCCUCUCCGUUGUGGGGCUCCAGAGGGUCCAGGGGCUGGUGGAGGAGAGGAAGGUCAUUGCUAUGCUCAAAGACCUCCUACUUGCAGCUUUCAACCCGAUCAUCUACGGUCUACAGAGCAAGGAAGUGCGGCGCUACCUACUGUCCUGCAGCGGGAGCAGAACUCACACACAGUAA